AGCGUUAGUCCGCCAUUCUUCGUCCGGAGGAAUAGGAAGAUGUGAUCCAAUUUAUUAUAGUUAAUUGAUCAUUCUUGUACAUUCAACGCUGCGUUUACCGCUAAAAAUCCAAGUUUCUAUUUACCAAAAUCAUCAAUGGACUUCAACCGGAUUGAAGCUGAGGAGAGGCAUAUCUUUAAGCUAUGGACGCUUUGCCGUGUCUGCGGCCAAGCUGGAGAGAAGUUACAGUACUGCUUAGAUAACUACAAUGAUCUACUCCAUGAGCUGUAUUCCCUCGACACCAGUAAGGAUGACCCUGCCAUUCAUCCACAGAUGGUCUGCCAGAAUUGUCGCGUGACCCUCCAGCCUUAUCUAAAGAAGGUCCCAAAGUCAAAGAUUGGUAAGGCACGCUUGCCAUCUCUCCCAGCAUUGUACACUUUCAAGAGACACAGUGAGGAGUGCGAUGUUUGUGACCGAGCCUCUGGCUUGCUGCCCAAGAGGAAACUCUCGAUGGAUUUGUUAGAGGUCUCACUCUCCAAGGCACCGAGACAAGAUGCUGGUCCUGAGGAGGGCGAUGGGGUAGUUGGCAACGCUUCAGCACAGAGUAAAGGAAGCCUUGAUGAGCUAGGAGCGUCACAUGAAUCGGACAGAGCUCAAGUCCUUCUUCAAGCUAUCCAGGGGGCCAUUGGGGAAGAAGUUACCAUCGAUAACGCAGACGAGGUGAUGGACAGACCUGAUGAACAAGAAGGCUUUACUAAGUACGUCUACCUCAACAUGAUCCGCAGGUUCAAAGCUCGUGGUAUCAAAGAAGACAAGACUCGUUACAGUGUCGACGUCAGUCGUUUUAGACAGAAAAACUUUGCGUCCACUUUCCUGACCUGUUCACUCUGCAAACGUCUCCCACUAAAACCAGUGACGACCGAGUGUAAGCACGUCUUCUGUGAGACCUGCAUCAGUGAUUGGUUAAACUUUGGUAAUGUGUGUCCCAAAUGUGAGGAGGUGAUCGUGGAACUUUCUGAUGCUUCCGAACAACUGAAACACCUGUACCUGCUCCUAGACGCCCCUUGUUCUUUUGCCAGCAAAGGAUGCGAAAUGAAACUAACACCAUUUGAAAUAAACAAACAUGAAAAGGAAUGUCCGUACAGCGGCAAAACAGACCAGUCGGACUCGAGUGAUGAGGACGAAUCAGAGCAGCAGGAAUCGGUAGAAAACACCGACAAGUUUCCUCCUCGAAAGAAGAAGUCCUUGAGGUUUGUCACACAGAGAGUGGCCACAAGUAGAACAGAAGAACUAACAGAGUUUGUGGAGAACAUGUGCGCAGCGGGCACGGAAGACAAGGUGGAUGUUUUAUUUUACAUGCUAAAAGAUGCUCUGUUUGAUUGCGAAGACCCCCGUGCUAAGGAUGUAGAUUUUCUAUGGCGAAAUAAGCGGAAAUCGUUGCUGAUCAGGCCAAAAGGACGACGGGCGGCUGCACCAAUUCCUCUACCGAGGCCCCAGAGACAAGUCAGUCGGAGAAAGGGUACUCCUAGGAAGAGGGGUCGACCAAGAAAAAUAGUUGAAGUGUGUGUGGCCAGUGAUCCAGAUCUUGACGAAGAAGCCCAAGAGGUUGAAGAUGACAGAGAAGACACGGAUGCAACUUGGAAACCACCCUCUGGUGUUGGGAGGAGGCAAGGGGGAGGUGACACAGAAGAAUCAAUGGAGGAAGAUGGAGAUAAAGAAAAGGAAUCAGAGACAAUUAACUCUAGCGAAACAGAGACUGGUGCGGACCAGGGGAUCACCAAUACUAACAUUCUUGUUGUGCAAGUUGUCGAGGAGAGUGCACAAGGAACAGAUGGACCAUCAGUCAGUAUUUUGUAGAUAGUCUUUUACACUUUCAUUGCUCUGCUGGCCACCAAAUUCUGUGCUAGCAAUCACCAUGCUAAAGGGCAAGCGCCAAAUUUCUGUGUUAGCAUUGUAAGCGAAGAGUGUCUAAUAACGUGGAGUAUGCAUGUGCACAGGCAAACCUCUCCUGCUAACCUGUGAAAUUUUUCAUAAAACAACGCCAAAUUGAGCUCAAACAUUUCUAAAUGAGCUGAGAUUAGUGACAACUGGGGAAAAAUCGCUGCACAAAAAUGUUGUUUUCUAUUUUUAAAAAUGAUUUUCUAUUUGAAAAAUAAUUUCAUCUCUUGAAGGUACAAUAAGUGGAGGGAGGCCAGAGUAUUGGCAUUGUAUAUGGGGCUAUGGUAGUAGUGCUACAAAACUUAGCUUGCUCCUGUGGGAAAAAGUCCAAUGAACAAAGACUUCUUCCAUGUUUGAUCAUUUGGUAUGGAUUUAAUUGCUCGCCUAAAACUCCUUUUGUAAUCAUAUUUUGAUAUAAGUUUGUAUUGUGAGUCUGUCUGUAAAAAUCGCUUAGGGUUUUGGUGUGCUUUCCAUGAGUUAUGUUAUAAAAUUUGUUUGAAAAAAGGGGAAUUUGCUAUUUGAAAAGCUUGUUAAAUGUAAUUACUGCCAAAUAAAAAGUCAGGCAAUUGUGUAAAAAGA
This is a messenger RNA of Asterias rubens (European starfish), 2496 nucleotides long. RefSeq lists its product as uncharacterized. Gene Ontology annotation, molecular function: sequence-specific DNA binding; ubiquitin protein ligase activity; double-stranded DNA endonuclease activity. The transcript has 2 exons. Gene Ontology annotation, cellular component: endodeoxyribonuclease complex; DNA recombinase complex; nucleus. NCBI's taxonomy places the organism in Eukaryota, Metazoa, Echinodermata, Asteroidea, Forcipulatida, Asteriidae. Gene Ontology annotation, biological process: pre-B cell allelic exclusion; adaptive immune response; V(D)J recombination. The coding region runs from base 136 to 1836 and encodes 566 amino acids. The record is from RefSeq and is a predicted model, not a curated record.